Messenger RNA from Colossoma macropomum (tambaqui), 1617 nucleotides. RefSeq names its product Usher syndrome 1Ga (autosomal recessive) (gene ush1ga). Gene Ontology annotation, biological process: equilibrioception; sensory perception of light stimulus; sensory perception of sound. NCBI's taxonomy places the organism in Eukaryota, Metazoa, Chordata, Actinopteri, Characiformes, Serrasalmidae. Gene Ontology annotation, molecular function: protein binding. Bases 89 to 1507 code for a protein of 472 amino acids. The transcript has 3 exons. The record is from RefSeq and is a predicted model, not a curated record.
CCGAGGGAAGCGCUACCGUUAACAGCCCUGCUAGCGCAGACGGCGAGUGAAACACCGCGCACGAUGGAGGCAGAGGUUCGAGAGCACCAUGAAUGACAAGUACCACAGGGCAGCCCGGGAUGGCUACCUGGACCUGCUGAAAGAGGCGACGCGGAAGGACCUGAACGCCCCCGACGAAGAUGGCAUGACACCGACGCUAUGGGCCGCUUACCACGGCAACCUGGACGCGCUGAGGCUCAUCGUGGCGAGAGGAGGGAACCCUGAUAAGUGUGACAUAUGGGGCAACACACCACUCCAUCUGGCUGCUGCCAAUGGCCAUCUCAACUGCCUGUCCUUCCUGGUGUCGUUUGGUGCCAACACCUGGUGCCUGGACAAUGACUACCACACACCCCUGGACAUGGCUGCCACCAAAAGCCACAUGGAUUGCGUGCGCUACCUGGACUCCAUUGCCGCCAAGCAGACGGCCCUCAACCCCAAGCUGGUGGCCAAACUAAAGGACAGGGCCUUUCGCGAUGCCGAACGCCGCAUCAAAGAUUGCGUCAAACUGCAGCGCAAGCAUCAUCGCCGCAUGGAGCGCAAGUUCCAAAAGGAGGCCACCGAGGCCUCCGUCUCUGAUGCCAUGAGCUUCUCCAGCUACAGCAGCAGCACCCUUAGCCGAAAGCUGCACCACUUUAACACUGCCACCAGUGUGCCAUACUCUCAGGCUACCCUCCAUGCCACGGCCAGGGGCAAAACCAAGAUCCAGAAGAAGCUGGAGAAGAAGAAGCAGGGCGACGGGACCUUCAAGAUCUACGAAGAUGGCAGGAAGAGCGUCCGCUCUCUUUCUGGCCUGCAACUUGGUAAUGAUGUCAUGUUCUUGAAGCAGGGCACCUAUGUGAACCCCAAAGACCGUGGCCGGCGUAACAUCCGCGACAUGUUCCCGCGGGAUGAAGAUGCCAUCUCGCGUGCCAUCAGUGAGCCAGACUUGCACGGGCCUGAUGUGGAUUACUCUGAGAUCAGCACUGACUCAGGCCAUGACUCACUCUUCAACCGCCCAGGUCUGGGCACCAUGGUCUUCCGACGCAACUACGUGAGUAGCGGCCUUUUUGGCAUUGGAGCCCGGGAUGAGGGCAGUUUAGCUGGAAGUGGACGAGCUCCCAACGUGCGUUUGCGCAGCCGGCUCCAGCGCUCCCCCAGUCUGGACGAGGACAGUAUUGGCAGUGCCCGGAGCCUUCAAGAGAGGAACAUUGAGGAGCUUCCCUGGGAUGAGGUGGAACUUGGGCUGGAUGAUGAUGAUGAGCCAGAGAGUAGCCCACUGGAGGUGUUCCUGGCUGCUCAGAGCAUGCAUGAGUUCAUCCCCAUAUUUAAGAGGGAGAAGAUUGACUUGGAAGCGCUGUUGCUGUGCUCUGAUGAUGACCUUAAGGGCAUCCAUAUUCCCCUGGGACCCCGCAAGAAGAUUAUUGAUGCCUGCAAGAGACGCCUGGAGACCAUCGAGGACCCCGACAGCAUCGAGGACACCGAGUUGUAAGUUGCAAACCACAUUAUUUCCAGUCGGAACACAUGUGAAGAGGUGUCAGGUUUCUAAGAAUGAUGUGUUAGGUGAAGUUUACAAUGGUAUAUUCUUAUCCUUAAGCAACG